AUGUUGUCAAGGUAUUCAGUCGCCAUAUUGGGACUUCUGCUCUUAUGUGCAUCAGCAUGGGGACAAGACUCAAAGUUGAACAUGCUGUACAAGGAUCCAAACCAGCCCAUGAAUACUCGAAUGAAGGUUCUCAUGAACCAAAUGACCCUCGCAGAGAAAAUUGGCCAGAUGGUACAGAUUGAUCGACGCGCUGCUACAGCCGAGAUCAUGAGAGAUUACUCUAUCGGCAGUGUCCUAAGCGGUGGCGGUAGCGUGCCACAUAAACACGCCGCCCCCGAGGGGUGGGUGGAUAUGGUGAAUGGAUUUCAGACAGGUUCCUUGUCUAGCAGACUUGGAAUUCCUAUGAUUUAUGGGAUUGAUGCUGUUCAUGGACACAACAAUGUUUACAAGGCUACCAUAUUUCCCCACAAUAUUGGCCUAGGAGCAACUAGAGAUAAAGAUCUUGUGAAGAGGAUUGGUGCUGCAACUGCCCUUGAAGCCAGAGCUACUGGCAUUCCCUAUGUCUUUGCUCCAUGCAUUGCAGUAUGCAGAGAUCCAAGAUGGGGAAGGUGUUACGAGAGUUACAGUGAAGACCCUAAAGUUGUUCAAGAAAUGACCGAAAUCAUUUCUGGUUUACAAGGAGACAUCCCUGCGAAUUCAACGAAGGGUGUUCCUUAUGUUGGUGGAAAUACUAAGGUUGCGGCUUGUGCAAAACACUACGUUGGAGAUGGUGGGACGAUAGAUGGAAUCAAUAUGAACAACACAGUGACUAACUGGCAUGGAUUGCUAAGCAUUCAUAUGCCACCAUACUACAAUUCAAUCAUCAAGGGUGUGUCAACAGUCAUGGUAUCCUAUUCGAGUCUAAAUGGAGUCAAAAUGCAUGCAAAUCGUCAACUUGUCACCAAAUUCCUCAAAGGCAAUUUGAAAUUCAGGGGAUUUGUCAUCUCAGAUUGGCAAGGAAUCGACAAAAUCACCUAUCCACAACAUGCCAAUUAUACGUAUUCCGUUCUAAACGGGAUUAGAGCUGGCAUUGACAUGGUUAUGGUCCCUCUCAACCAUACAGAAUUCAUUGAUAUUUUAACCUCUUUGGUGAACAAAAACUUCAUUCCAAUCAGCCGGAUUGAUGAUGCUGUCAGAAGGAUAUUGAGAGUUAAAUUCAGCAUGGGCCUCUUUGAGAAUCCAAUAGCUGAUCAUAGUUUAGUUGAUCAACUUGGAAGCCAGGCUCACAGAGAUUUGGCAAGGGAAGCUGUGAGGAAAUCACUUGUACUAUUGAAGAAUGGAGAAAAUGCUGAUAGCCCUGUACUUCCACUACCCAAAAAGGCAUCCAAAAUCUUAGUUGCUGGAAGCCAUGCUAACAAUCUUGGAUUUCAAUGUGGUGGUUGGACGAUAACCUGGCAAGGACAAGGUGGAAACAACCACACUGCUGGAACCACAAUCUUUAACGGGAUCUCGACUGCAGUUCAUCCAAGUACAGAAAUCUCCUACAGUGAAAGCCCGGAUGAGGAUUUUGUAAAAUCUAAUAACUUCUCAUAUGCCGUGGUUGUGGUAGGAGAACCUCCCUAUGCUGAAUCUGCAGGUGACAAUUCAAACCUUACUAUUCCUCAACAAGGUUUAGACACAAUCAAGAAUGUUUGUGGCAACGUCAAGUGUGUGGUUGUUCUUGUAUCCGGUCGACCUUUGGUGAUUCAGCCACACCUUAAACACAUCGAUGCAUUAGUAGCUGCUUGGCUACCGGGAACAGAAGGCAACGGGGUGGCUGAUGUCCUCUUCGGGGACUAUGGGUUCACCGGGAAGUUGUCAAGGACUUGGUUCAAGACUGUAGAUCAGCUCCCCAUGAAUGUUGGUGAUUUACACUAUGAUCCACUCUUCCCCUUUGGUUAUGGACUCACCACAGAACCAGUUACAUCAAGUUAG
Fraxinus pennsylvanica is the source of this 1893-nucleotide messenger RNA. The record is from the annotation of a GenBank genome assembly. Lineage: Eukaryota; Viridiplantae; Streptophyta; Magnoliopsida; Lamiales; Oleaceae.